This is a messenger RNA of Staurois parvus, 1083 nucleotides long. The record is from the annotation of a GenBank genome assembly. Lineage: Eukaryota; Metazoa; Chordata; Amphibia; Anura; Ranidae.
CCUCUGUAUUCCUGGGAUUCCACAGAGGAACUUCAGGAGAUCCCUCAGGAUGAAGAUAUGAUCAAAGUUCUAGUCAAAGAUGAAGCAGAAGAGACGGAUGAGAGCAAUGAUGAGUUCUGUAAGGAGGAGGAAAUCCCUCCAGAGGUCAGCACAGAUGGACAAUACCAAAGGGAUGACUCAAGUCAGUGCUCCAAAAAAGAUGAAGCAGAGGAUAACCAUAUUACAUCUAACCGACCUUCAGAAAAAAAUCCUGUUAAUCCAACUUCUCACACAAAAUGUCUUCCUGAUCAGUCACCUAAAAUGUUUCCCUGUUCUGAGUGUGGGAAAGGUUUUACCUCGAGAGACAAACUCGUCGUACACCAGAGAUCUCACCCAGAUGAGAAGCCGUAUUCCUGUUUGGAGUGCGGGAAGACCUUUAGGCAGAAGUCAAAGUUCGCUAAACACCAGAGGUAUCACAGAUCUCAGAAGGCCCUUCCCUGUCCUGAAUGCGGAAAAUGUUUUAGUCAAAAGUCGCUCCUUGAGAUACACGAAAGAGUUCACACGGGGGAGAAGCCUUUUUCCUGCUCAGAGUGUGGGAAGCGUUUUUCCCAAAGUGGAAGUCUUAUUGCACACCAGAGGAUUCACACCUCUGUCAGGCCGUACGUGUGUUCUGAGUGCGGGAAAUGUUUUACCCAGAGGCAACAACUCACGUUACAUCAGAGAACGCACACGGCGGAGAAACCAUUUUUCUGUACCGAAUGCGGGAGGAGUUUUAGCCAAAGAGUAACUCUUAUGUUACAUCAGAGGACUCACACCGGUGAGAGGCCAUUCUCAUGUUCAGAGUGUGGGAAGAGCUUCACCAAAAGGCCAAGUCUGGUUGCACACCAAAUAAUUCACCUGAGCGAUCGCCCAUUUUCCUGUUCUGAGUGUGGGAAAUCUUUUACCCGGAAAGGAAGCCUCACCACACACCAGAGAUCACACACGGGAGAGAAGCCAUUCUCGUGUUCGGCAUGUGGGAAAAGGUUUACAAGAAAAACAUCUCUUACAUCACAUAUGAGUUUCCACAAGGGGCAAGAGGUUCUUGGUUCAGCAUGUGGCAGCUAA